Messenger RNA from Corticium candelabrum, 480 nucleotides. RefSeq lists its product as uncharacterized. The transcript has a single exon. Gene Ontology annotation, biological process: DNA integration; DNA transposition. Gene Ontology annotation, molecular function: DNA binding. Lineage: Eukaryota; Metazoa; Porifera; Homoscleromorpha; Homosclerophorida; Plakinidae. The record is from RefSeq and is a predicted model, not a curated record. The coding region runs from base 1 to 480 and encodes 159 amino acids.
AUGGCCAAGACACGGAACUACACCAAGGCGGAGAGGAUCAGGAUCCAGGUGCUGCAUGAGGAGGGUCUCAGCUGUCGCCAGAUUGCUCGCAGGGUUCGUAAAUCUCCUGCUGGCGUUGCAGCCUUGCUCCAGAAACUCCGUCAAACCAGUAGCGUGAGGGACAGGCGCCGCACUGGACGGCCACGGGUCACCACCGCUCGAGACGACAGGAUCCUGUGCAGGAUGAGCUUGCGAGACAGGAAGAAAACAGCAGUAAAAUUGCACCAAGAAUGGACUAAUGGUGGUGCUGUGACUGCUUCCGUCAGGACAACUUGCAGAAGGUUGCUAGACCAUGGUCUGAGGUCAUGCAAGGCCCGAAAGAAGCCACUCAUCAAACCUGACCAGAAGAGGAAGAGGCUGGCUUGGGCUCAUAGGCACAAAAAUGGACUCAAAGACAGCGGAACCGUGUGUUAUGGUCUGACGAAUCCAGUUUCCAGUUGA